Aspergillus fijiensis CBS 313.89 is the source of this 1417-nucleotide messenger RNA. Its product is annotated as Zn(II)2Cys6 transcription factor. NCBI's taxonomy places the organism in Eukaryota, Fungi, Ascomycota, Eurotiomycetes, Eurotiales, Aspergillaceae. The record is from RefSeq and is a predicted model, not a curated record. The transcript is spliced from 5 exons. The coding region runs from base 47 to 1417 and encodes 456 amino acids. Gene Ontology annotation, cellular component: nucleus. Gene Ontology annotation, molecular function: DNA-binding transcription factor activity, RNA polymerase II-specific; transcription cis-regulatory region binding; zinc ion binding. Gene Ontology annotation, biological process: positive regulation of transcription by RNA polymerase II.
UGUCAUUUCCUUCUGUAUACUCUGUCAGUGCGAGAAAAUCAGCAUCAUGCCUCUACGAAACAGGCCCUAUGUCCCCAAGAUCAAAGGAUGCUACGAGUGCUCCCAGCGCCGCAUCCACUGCGAUAGAAAAGAACCUGCCUGUGAAAAGUGUACUGCCAAGGGUAUCAGCUGUAGCGGUCUAGGAAUGCGGUUUAGGUUCCGUGAUGCAAGCAAAAGACGAGGACCCCGAAAACAUACCCUACCACCGUCAAGUUGUAGUAAGGGCAGAACCGGAUCAGACUGUCUCUUUGAGACAACAGAGGAUAUCCUCAAUAUCCUGUUUCCCAACGAGUGCACAAACCCCCCAUCGUCUCCUGACGAGCUCCCGGCCCUGUUCUUGCCAUCGCCCCAGACCUCAGACAGCGAUCGAUCACCAGAACCCGCCGUCUCCCCCUUCGCCUCGAUCUCCAUUGUCAAGCCCCCGUUAGCCGGACUUGAAGCAUGGAAGUCGUACCUCCUCACAUAUUUCUCCGAACAGAUCGCCCCGCAGAUGGUGGUCAUCGACGACCAGCACAACGGCUGGCGCGGGACCAUCCUCCCCAUCGCCCACACCGACGAGCUGGUCCUCAACUCCGUCCUGGCCGUCGCCUCCCACCACCUCCUGGGCACGGUCGGCAGCAGUCCCGGCUGUGCCGACCCCCGCAGGCUCUACACGCAAGUCAUCCGGGGGCUGCAGCGCCGCAGCGACCUGGGCGCCUGCGACAUGGCGACCAGGAAAUCCGUCAUCCUGACCAUCCUCAUCCUCCUGCUGGCCGUGAUGGUCACGGGCGGCUCGGACUUUCCGAUCUUGUUCCGGAUGCUGCAAUCGGCGAUCGACGCGGUAGGCGGCGAUGGGGGGCUUGACGGGGGCGAGGUGUCUGCUUUUCUCCUGCGGGAGAUCCGCAAAAUGCGCGUCAAUGCAAGCCCGCUGAUCAGCCUCGACUCCGGCAUCUGCGCGAUCCUGUCGCACGGGGCGCAGAGCUUCGACUGCCUCCGCUACUACCGCACCUUGCACCCGCGCCACGCGCUGGCCCUGGACCGCAUCGCCGAGGUCCGGCAGCAGGCGUACGAUAUCUACCUCCAGCGGGCGCUGGCCCGGACGGCGAGUCCGCCGCGCGCGCUCUCGCACCUGGUCGACCAGUUCAAGCAACUGCUGGUGCUGUAUCCCGAAGUGUCGCAGAUGGACCACGUGCUGGUGUGGUCGGCGUUCAUCAUCGGGUUGGAGUGUCGGCGUCCGGAGGACCAGCACUUCUUCCGGGGGUUUCUGGAGCGCCAGUUCCGGCGCAAUGGGUUUGCGAACAUCAUUCGAGCGAUGGAGCUGCUGCAGCAGGUGUGGGAGGGGGGUGCGGAGAGGAACUGGGCGGCGGAACUGCCUCAAUUGCAGGUCUUUGUUACGUAG